AUGGCUGACCUUCACGAAAACUCCCCCAAUACAUCCUUCAAAGAAGAAACGGGCAAGAAUUCUAAAGAGGUGGACUCUUCGUCCGGAUCUCACAAUGACGGCAGUGUAAACGCAAAGCAAUCUAACAGAUCUUCAGCCCAAGAUUUCCUCAAUGCCCGUCCACCAACUUUCAAAGACAGGAUACAGAGAUUCUUUUACUAUAGAGGACUAGGCGACAGGCCAGAAUAUUUACAAGAGAUCUACAACAAUAUCCCGCGGACUAUAUAUUUCAACUACGAUUUGCCGGCAGAUAUGAAAGAUAGUGAUGGACAUCCUAUUCUCGAAUACCCUAGAAACAAAAUAAGAACUACAAAAUAUACCCCCCUUUCGUUCUUGCCCAAGAAUUUGCUUUUGCAGUUUACUAAUGUUGCCAAUACCUACUUUUUAAUCUUGGUGAUUUUGAGUGCUUUCCAACUUUUUGGAGUGCCGUCACCUGGUUUAGCCGCAGUCCCCUUGAUUGUUAUUGUUUGUAUCACGGCAGCCAAGGAUGCAUUCGAAGAUUAUAGAAGAGUGGUAAGCGAUCUUGAAUUGAAUAAUAGCCCGAUACAUUUACUAUGUGGGGUCAAAAAUCCAAAUGUCGAAAAGGACUUUGUUGGACCGUACAGAAGGUUCAAAAAGGCAUGUACGCGAGCAACCAUAAAAACCUUCAAGGCUAUCAGAAAAGCUUGUAUAUAUGUCUUUGGAAACAAGCGUCAAAAGCAGGAUUUCAUUCGCGAACAAGCUUACCAGGAAGACCUAGCUUUGCACAGGGUUAGUACGGUGGUUUCAGAUUACUCGUAUCACUCGCAACAUCCCACUAGUGUACGGUCUCCAAGAAACAGCACAUAUUCUCCAAGAAUGAGCACCCAGUCGAGAAAUAGAAAGUCCGCGCAGUCGAGGCACCCACCAACAAAAGCUCUUGCGAACUCGUUACUCAAUCCUGUAUUGAAGGAAGAAAAUGCCCAACAUCCCGAGAUGAAUAGAGCUUCCUUUAAGAAUAGAUAUUGGAAGGAUGUGAAUGUUGGAGACAUGAUUAGAAUCAGGGCAGAUGAAGAAGUACCUGCUGAUGUUGUGAUUAUUUCAGCUUCAGAUGCGGAAGGAAAUUGUUAUGUUGAGACCAAAAAUUUGGAUGGCGAAACAAAUCUCAAAACAAGAACUGCUCUAAAAUGUGGAGGAAACAAUAACUUGAAGCACUCUGAUGAUUUGAGUGAUACCAAAUUCUGGUUAGAGUGUGAUUCACCAAACCCAGACCUAUAUUCAUUCAGGGGAACUAUUCACUAUGAAAAUUUUGAUGAUGAUGGAAAUUUGGUCAACCCUGACGAAAAAGAAGUCAUAACUCCAGAAAAUGUCCUUUUGAGAGGCUGCAUUUUGAGAAAUACCAAAUGGGCAAUCGGGCUUUGUGUGUAUACUGGACGCGAGACAAAGAUUAUGUUGAAUGCUGGUAUCACUCCAACAAAAGUCUCGCGUAUUUCUCGAGAAUUAAAUUUGUCCGUUAUUAUCAACUUUGUGUUGUUAUUCGUCUUGUGCUUCAUUUCUGGGGUGGUUAAUGGUCUAUUUUACCGAGUGCAUGAUAACUCCUGGGUUUAUUUCGACUGGCACCCGUAUGGAUCAGGUCCAGCAGCACGAGGUGUGAUUGCUUUUUUCGUUGCUUUAAUCAUCUACCAAUCGUUGGUACCCAUCUCAUUAUACAUUUCCAUUGAAAUCAUCAAAACCUUACAAGCAUUUUUUAUUCACUCCGAUGUCAAGAUGUACUACUCAAAGUUGGAUUUUCCAUGUAUUCCAAAAGCAUGGAACAUUUCUGAUGAUUUGGGCCAAAUUGAAUAUGUGUUUAGUGACAAAACCGGUACCUUGACGCAAAACGUGAUGGAGUUUAGGAAAUACACCAUAAACGGGAAAUCAUAUGGUUUGGCAUAUACAGAGGCAAAGCAAGGGUUGGACAAAAGGCAGGGAUUGGAUGUGGUGGAGGAAAGUGUAAAGUGGAAAAAGAUAAUAUCUGACGAUAGACAGUUGAUGUUGGAUAAUUUGCACAAGCUCUCAAACAACGAUCAGCUACGUGAUGACAAUGUUGCCUUUGUCUCAAAUCAGUACGUUGAAGAUACCCUAUUAGCUGAUCCCAAUGACCCGCAACGAAUUGCCAAUGAAAAAUUCAUGUUUGCGUUGGCGUUAUGUCAUACCGUGGUGACGGAGCAAAAUAGGGAUGAUCCCGAGUUGCGUGACUUCAAAGCAGAGUCCCCCGAUGAAGCCGCUUUGGUGUCGGUUGCUAGAGAUAUGGGAAUUGUUUUUAAAACCAAGUUGAGACAAUCUUUGUUACUACUGGUGUAUGGGAAAGAUGAAGAAUUUCAAGUACUCAAUACAAUCCCAUUCACUUCUGCAAGGAAAAGGAUGUCUUGCAUUGUUAAAGCUCCAAAUGGAGAAAUCACAUUGUAUACAAAGGGAGCUGAUAGUGUUAUAUUCCAAAGAUUAGACCCUGAAAGAAACUCGCAUGAUUUGGUGAGCAAAACUGCUUUGUAUCUCGAAGAUUACGCAAACGAAGGUUUACGUACAUUAUGUAUUGCAUCGAGGCAACUUGAUCCAAAUCAAUACGAGAACUGGGCUCAAAGAUACCACGAAGCUAUCGUUUCCAUCGACGAUAAUAGAGAGGAUUUGAUUGACGAGUUAAACGAUGCCAUUGAGACAGACUUGAUUUUGUUGGGCGGUACAGCCAUUGAAGAUAGGUUGCAAGCGGGUGUACCUGACUCUAUAGCCAUCUUGGGACAAGCAGGUAUCAAAUUAUGGGUUCUUACUGGAGACAGGAUUGAAACUGCCAUCAAUAUCGGGUUUUCAUGUGACUUGUUAGAGAGUAACAUGAAGCUUUUGGUUGUGCGACCAGAUGAAAAUAACCCUACAAAUGUGGAAUACAUUGACGAAUUGAUCACAAAGCACUUGUCAGAAAAUUUUCAAAUUGACGCGUCAAGCUCGGAAACUAUCGAACCGUUGAUCACGGAAGCCAGGAAAGAUCACUCUCCUCCAAGUUCGAAAUUUGCAUUGAUCAUUGAUGGUGCUGCUUUGGGGCUCAUUUUCCAAGAUUCGGACGAUUCUACGAAUGCCAAUAUGGAAUUGCUCAAGGAUAAGUUCUUGUUAUUGGGAAAGCAAUGUAAAUCAGUUAUGUGCUGUCGUGUAUCUCCAGCUCAAAAGGCUGACGUUGUGCGUAUUGUAAAGAAUCGUUUGAAAGUUAUGACUUUGGCAAUAGGUGAUGGGGCAAAUGAUGUUGCCAUGAUCCAAACUGCCAAUAUCGGUGUUGGUAUUGCUGGUGAAGAAGGUCGUCAAGCUGCUAACUCCUCAGACUAUGCACUUGGUCAGUUUAGGUUCUUAACGAGGUUGUUACUUGUUCAUGGUAGAUGGUCAUACAAACGGUUGGCGGAAAUGGUGCCAUGUUUUUUUUACAAGAAUGUUGUGUUUUCGUUUACGUUUUUCUGGUAUGGAAUUUACAACAACUACGAUGGGUCCUAUCUUUACGAGUAUACCUAUCUUAUGUUUUACAACUUGGCAUUCACCUCGUUGCCGGUUAUUGUGAUGGGAGUUUUGGACCAAGAUGUGUCGGACACUGUUUCGUUAUUGGUGCCCCAAUUGUACAUUAACGGAAUUUUGAGUCAAGAUUGGUCACAGUACAAGUUUGUGAUGUACAUGAUUGAUGGAUUGUACCAGUCUGUUAUCUCAUUCUAUUUCCCGUUUUUGUUGUUUUACAAAGCAUUUCAAAACCCACAAGGGAUGACCAUUGACCACAGAUUUUAUGUUGGUAUUGUUGCCGCAUGUAUCUCAGUUACAGCAUGUGACCUCUACGUGUUGUUGCGUCAAUAUCGCUGGGACUGGCUUACAUUGUUGAUUGAUGGUAUUUCCAUUCUUCUUGUUUACUUUUGGACUGGUGUGUGGAGUGUCAACAAGAACUAUUCUGGAGAGUUUUAUCGUGCUGGUGCUCAAACAUUAGGGACUUUGGGAGUUUGGUGUUGUAUUUUUGUAGCUGUGAUUGCUUGUUUACUACCCAGAUUCACCAUUGACUUUUUGCGUACAAAUUUCAAACCCACAGACGUUGAUAUAAUAAGAGAACAAGUUCGUCAAGGUAAAUAUGAUGAUUAUCCUGAGGGAUAUGAUCCAACUGACGCAGAGGAUGUUGAGAGACACAGAUUGCUCACCGAAAUCAUCAAACAAGAUCCCGAGUUGUUUGAUAAGAUGGAGAAGGAGUACGAGGAGGAAAAACUCGAUCAUGAGAAUAAACUUGAACGAACUUUCAAGUCAAUAAAGAGAAAGACCACUAUAUCUGGCUCGAGGUCGCGGAAGAACUCUCAAAGGCUAAGAAAGAAUACUAUCAACAACCAGUUCCACAAACCGAUUUCAAUUGAAGAGUUGAGACAGCAAAUGAUUCAGACUGGCGAGUACAACACUGCAAGAAAUACGUUGGAGAGAAUCAGUACAUCUCAUGCAGUGCCGGGAUUGACUCAAGCUGAAACUUUAAUGUCAUACCAUACUAGAAACAGUAUAAGCUUGAAUCGUGGUCAAGCUGUAUAA
Lodderomyces theae is the source of this 4560-nucleotide messenger RNA. RefSeq lists its product as uncharacterized. Lineage: Eukaryota; Fungi; Ascomycota; Pichiomycetes; Serinales; Debaryomycetaceae. Gene Ontology annotation, biological process: phospholipid translocation. The record is from RefSeq and is a predicted model, not a curated record. Gene Ontology annotation, molecular function: ATPase-coupled intramembrane lipid carrier activity; ATP binding; ATP hydrolysis activity. The coding region runs from base 1 to 4560 and encodes 1519 amino acids. The transcript has a single exon. Gene Ontology annotation, cellular component: plasma membrane.